Messenger RNA from Racocetra persica, 162 nucleotides. Lineage: Eukaryota; Fungi; Glomeromycota; Glomeromycetes; Diversisporales; Gigasporaceae. The record is from the annotation of a GenBank genome assembly.
AUGAAAUGAGUGACUUCGAAUUCGAUUUUGAAGAAAGCAGCACUUUUAAUAUCAGUUUUUCAGAUAAGGAUGACGAUGUUGAAGUUGAAAAUAUUUCUUUUAACCAAAAUUUUAUUAUUAAUACCUUAUUUUUUAUGAAUCGCGAUGAUGAUGUAGACUGGA